Molecule: messenger RNA, 1396 nt
Organism: Drosophila novamexicana
Lineage: Eukaryota; Metazoa; Arthropoda; Insecta; Diptera; Drosophilidae
Gene: Pa1
Exons: 2
Coding region: 27-392 (121 amino acids)
Source: RefSeq, a predicted model, not a curated record
AAGCUUGCAACGCAAAACAGAAAAACAUGGCAGCUGAGGUGGAGACGGCCACAGCAUCUGAUAAAUUUUCGGCCAAUGCUGAGGAAUUGGAAAGCUACUAUUUAAUGCUUGAAGCUGGCAAUAUACCAGAACUUCAAUGGCAAUUUCCUGGACGUCGAGCGCCCUCUCCAGACGCCAGCGUGGGCGGCAGCAACAAGGAACUAGAAGCUGCUACCGAAACUGUGGAGCAAGAGCCACAAAAGGCAAACGAUUUUGAUUUCAGCGACGAAGUUGCACCCACUCAAAUGCGCGUACGAAGCCAAACGUCGACGCCGAAGUCGGCCAAGAAAAAGACCGCAAAUUUUGCCGGCGUUAUGGAGACGCUGAAAAAGAAAAAAACCGAGGGCUCCUAGCAGACAAGUGCUCUUCUUCUUCAAAGACCAGCAUAUUUGUAGAUAUGUAUGUAUAUAUGUAUAUAUAUAUAUAUAUAUAUAUAUACGAAAAAACCAAAAACAAUUACAAUGAACAGUAGUAUGUGUAAAUUAAUAGAAUGUUGUAGAAUUUCUCACUAGUUAUAAGGCAUUCGUAAAUAUUUAUCAACGAAUUAUUAUUGUUGUGCAUAUAAUGUAUGCAUUUUAUAAUUAAGUACUUUAAUAAAUCUAGUAAUCCAUUCAUAUUUUCCUCUUAUACACUUGAUGUUCAAAACAUAAAUGUGACAAAUUCAUAUGAUUUUGUAGUAUAAACUUAUCAGUGUAUUUUAAGUUCUAUUUAUAUAUAUUCAAAAAGAAAUCGUAUCAUCAAACAGGCGUUAACUAUAAGAAAAGAAAUAUCAUAACUAUUCAUCAUGUGAAUUAUAAUCGUAAAUUCCGAAAUGUAUGGAUCUCUCAUGUAUUGUAUAGACUUAGCUGGAAUGUUUGUUAUUGCCGUCUCUUUUCUUUGACUAUCUCUUUCGCUUUUAUGUGAACUGUACAAACAAAAUCAUUGCAGUCGUAAAAAUUGCCAUCAAUAUUUUCGAUCUAAAUAUUAAAACAGCGAUCAUGUUUAUUUUACUUUAUUUUCUUCUAUGUGUAUGAAACAGAACAUUUUAUAUUGCCAAAGGAAUAUUUGUGUAUGUCUAUGAAAGCAUGGUUAUGUGUGUGUAUAUAUAAAUAUGUGUAUGCAAACAUUAAGAUACAUUAAUGUUUAUAUCAAAUAGUAUAUUGUCACAAGAAUGUACAUAAGUAUGUAUGCAUGUAUAUACACAUGUAUGUGUAUGUAAGUAUGUGUACACAAAUGUCAAUGUAUGUGUAUAAUGUAUAAUUAAUGGCGAAUGCAAAGUUAAGUUACCAAUACUUCUUAAAUUCCAAAGUUAUGCAUUAAAUAGUACCCUUCUAUUCGAUUCUCAAGAAUUCAUAUAGGCCCGGUUUGCAUUCGAGUU